AUGGCGCCAAAGAGCAGAGUCAUCUUCGACACUGAUCCAGGUGUCGAUGACAUGCUGGCCAUGUUGCUGGCCUUGGCAUCGUCGCCCGAAGAAAUCGAGCUGCUCAUGAUCUCGGUGACGUACGGCAACGUUCCGCUCAAGAGCUGCCUCAAGAAUGUCGUCUCCAUGUUCCACGUCCUGGACAAGGAGUUGGAAUGGCGUCGAUCUCAAGGCAAGCCUGAAGGUUUUGCCUCGCUGAGAGCGUACAAGCCUGUCGUGGCCAUCGGCCCCGAGCAUGCCUUGGAGGAGGAAAUCUUGAUGGAGGAUGGCUUUCAUGGAUCUGAUGGACUUCACGGAGUCCACGAGGCGCAUCCUCACUUGAAUCCAGAUGAGACUUGGAAAUCUCUGUUCGAGGAUGGCGUGCCUACGCCGGCGCAGGACCCUGCAUACUACUCCUACUUUACGCCUUCCAAGGUGCCAGCUCACAAGGAGAUGCUACGGAUACUAAAGGAAGAGCCCGCAAACACCAUUACCAUCUGCGCCGUCGGUCCCAUGACCAACCUGGCCAUGGCUGCUGCCGAGGACCCGGAAACCUUUCUGCGCGCCAAGGAGGUAUGCGUCAUGGGCGGUGCCAUUGAGGUGCCCGGCAACAUCACCCCGGUGGCCGAGUUCAACACGUACGCCGACGCCAUCGCCACGGCCCGCGUCUUUGCUCUGACGUCGGCCGUCCCUUCGUCGACCAUGCCCGUCGUCCCUCAGACCAUUGCCAAACUGCCGCCUUACCCAGAGAACCUGUCGCGGCGCCUCAAGAUCCUUCUCUUCCCUCUCGACAUUACCACGCCGCAUCUCUUGAAUCGCAACUUUUUCUUUGACUCGGUUACACCCCACGUCAAGGAGGGCAGCCCUCUGGCCAUGUGGAUCAACACCAUCAUGGGUGGCGUGUUUCGUCAGAUUGAGAAAAACUAUGGCGAUGACGAGGAGCCCGGACUAUCGCUGCAUGACCCCCUGACGAUCUGGUACAACAUUACGCGCGACCAUCCGGCGUGGAAGCUGGCCAGGAGCGAGCCCGAGGACAUACGCAUCGAGACGUCGGGCCAGUGGACUCACGGCAUGCAUGUCUCGGACUCGCGUGGUCGUAAGAGGGCUCCUGGGGCCGGAUCUGCCAUUGGCGUCACUGCCGACGGGCAGGGAGCCGUAGACGUGGCCGUCGACGAGAUUCCCGGUGACGACUUUGGCUGGCUGAGCGCAAAGAGAGGAAACAGAAUUCACAGAUGGGCCGAGAGUCCCGGCUUCGACAAGUUUGCGCCAGAUUUGAUGCACCGCCUGUUCAGCUGA
Messenger RNA from Pestalotiopsis fici W106-1, 1314 nucleotides. RefSeq lists its product as uncharacterized. Gene Ontology annotation, cellular component: cytosol. Lineage: Eukaryota; Fungi; Ascomycota; Sordariomycetes; Amphisphaeriales; Sporocadaceae. The record is from RefSeq and is a predicted model, not a curated record. Bases 1 to 1314 code for a protein of 437 amino acids. Gene Ontology annotation, molecular function: purine nucleosidase activity. The transcript is spliced from 4 exons. Gene Ontology annotation, biological process: purine nucleoside catabolic process.